AAUUAUUUUAUGUUAUCGAACUGCCGCCAUUUCGCGACAUAUUUGAAAUAAUUUUACAAGACUACCCUAUUUUAUGCAAAUACAUUUUCAAUUCUUGUUUUGACAUGAGAACUUAACUCAGAACUCAUUAUUUUUUAAUUCUAACUAAUUCUAUUCUUAUCUUCUAAUUUCAUUUUUCUAUUUAGUAGUAACUAAAUUCUAAUUCCAAUGUAUACAAAGUUAAGUGACAGCAAAAUGGUGUUUGAUCUCAACUGUUUUAGGAAGUUAUUUGACUGCCAGUGCUGCUGGCGAGUCGGCGAGAUGCACACAGCCACUGCAGAUGGACAGUUCCGGAGUACCAACGGUGCCACACACGGACGUGACAAGGUCGCCAUAUUGGAUGCUGGUUCUCAAUAUGGAAAGGUAAUAGACCGUCGUAUCCGCGAGCUAUGUGUGGAGUCGGACAUCUUGCCGCUGGACACGCCAGCCUACCACCUCAAGGAGGCUGGGUACCGCGCCAUCGUCAUCUCUGGCGGACCCAACUCUGUCUAUGCUGAAGAUGCGCCGAGAUACGACUCCGAUAUAUUCAAGAUCGGCUUGCCGGUGUUAGGUAUAUGCUACGGCAUGCAGAUGUUGAACAAGGAGUUCGGAGGCUCGGUGCUGCGCAAGGAGGCGCGCGAGGAUGGCCAGUACGAGGUCGAAGUGGAAACCACAUGCCCAUUGUUCAAUCGCCUUGAGAAGCUCCAACCAGUGCUGCUGACACACGGGGACAGCGUGCAGAAGGUCGGCGAGAGAUUCCGCGUCGGCGCCCAGUCCUCAAACCAUCUCAUUGCUGCUAUAUACAAUGAACAAAUGCGAUUAUAUGGCGUGCAGUUUCAUCCUGAGGUGGACCUAACGCCGAAAGGCAAGCAGAUGCUAUCAAACUUUUUGUUUGACAUCGCGGGCCUGUCGCGCUCCUUCACGCUGCGGUCACGUCGUGAAGCCUGCAUACACUAUAUACGGGAGACUGUUGGUGACAAUAAAGUUCUUGUGUUAGUUAGCGGUGGCGUGGACUCCACAGUAUGCGCGGCCUUACUAAGAACCGCUCUCCGCGAAGACCAGGUCAUUGCUCUACAUAUUGACAAUGGUUUCAUGCGUAAGAACGAGAGUGCUAAGGUGGAGCGGUGUCUCAGAGAGCUCGGCGUGCGCUUACAUGUCGUCAACGCCGCUCAUCAGUUCCGACAGGGCAGCACGGUGGUGCGCGAGGCGGGCGGGCGCGCGCGCCACACGGGCCUGCUGUGCCACACGGCGGCGCCGGAGGACAAACGGAAGAUCAUCGGGGACGUCUUCAUACGCAUCGCUGAGCAGGCCGUGCACGACCUCAACCUGCAGGAAGACCAAGUACUGCUAGGCCAGGGUACACUACGGCCGGACCUGAUAGAGUCUGCGUCCUCGCUGUGCUCGACCAACGCGGCCACCAUCAAGACGCACCACAACGAUACAGAGCUCGUGCGGGCGCUGCGUCAGAGGGGACGCGUUGUCGAACCACUGCGGGACUUCCAUAAGGAUGAGGUGCGUGCGCUAGGGCUGGAGCUGGGUCUGCCGAGUGCGCUGGUGGAGCGCCAGCCCUUCCCGGGCCCCGGCCUCGCCGUGCGCGUGCUCUGUCAGGACGAACCAUACGCCGAGCGGGACUUCGCGGAGACACAGGUGAUAGUAAAAAUAAUGGUGGAGUACGCGUCGAUGUGCGUGAAGUCGCACGCGCUACUGGGCCGCGUGGCCAACGCGAGUACUGCGGCGGAGCAGGCCGAGCUCAAGCGGAUCUCCUCCAAGUCGCCCGUCGCCGCCACGCUGCUGCCUGUCAGAUCGGUUGGAGUACAAGGUGACGGCAGAACGUAUAGUUACGCGGUAGCACUAUCGACGGAGCGCUACCCGCCUGACUGGAAGGACAUGCACUACCUCGCCAAACUCAUACCUCGUGUAUGCCAUAAUGUUAACAGGGUUUGCUACGCUUUCGGAGGAUUAAUCAAGGAGCAAGUGACAGACAUCACGCCCACCUUUCUCACACAACAAGUUAUCUCAACCUUACGCCAGGCAGAUGAUCUUGCCACACAGGUGUUAGUAUCAAGCGGGUAUGCAUCCCGUAUAGCCCAGAUGCCGGUGGUGAUGAUCCCGAUCCACUUCGACCGCGACGCGGCCGUGCGCGCCGCCUCGUGCCAGCGCUCGCUCGUGCUGCGCCCCUUCAUCACGUCCGACUUCAUGACCGGCAUCGCCGCGCUGCCAGGCUCCGAUGCUAUGCCGCAAGAUGUCGUAGACAGAAUGCGCAAGGAGUUGCUGAGCGUGCCCGGCAUUUCGCGCGUGCUAUACGACUUAACCCCGAAGCCGCCCGCCACUACAGAAUGGGAAUGAUCACCACGGCCCACACACUUUUAUAUAUUUUUUUACUGAACGAACGCACCCACGGGCGGUGGCCGCGGCCUUAUUGUUUUAUUUGAUGGAAGGCAUCAGCAACAUUGUGAAGGCAACUACGAACUCGACUAUACACAAACACUAUCGUUAUUUAAAUAAACUAAACGAUUCUAGACUUGUACUAUUUACUCAAGUGCCUAUAAUAAUUAGUGUGAUGUCGAUCUCGUGAGUUGUCAUUUCCCACACCUCCCGUUUUCAUAGGGCCCUUUUCGCACAUUCCGGCAGCAGGGACACGGCGGCAUAAUUUAUAACUAUGUACGUUAGCUGACUCAAUCGUCAGUACAAACGUUCAUUUGGCGCCGGAUAUCCGGCAACGGGAACGCGUGUGAAUAGGCACUUUCCAAUCUCUUCCUCAUGAGAUCGAUCCUAACGCUUCAGUUGUUAGUUUUUAACCGUUUACUAUCGAGAAUAUAAAUGGCUCACGUUUUUAUAUUAAACUAUUUUGGGUUGACCAUAACGUUGAUUUUAUUUUGUUUAUUAGUGUUUUAGCUAUAUCGAGUUUUAAUUUAUCAUUUCUAAGUUUCAAUGGUCGCGCCGCUGCCCGAUAUAAAGAAGUUUUUGUAAAUACAUUGGUGUCACAUGUUAUAAUAUUAGCUCCACUGAUCAGUUUUGUAACAUGUAGUAAUUUAUUGUCAAAGGCUGUGUAAAAAUUUAUAAAAAAGCCCAGAAAUGUUCCGCGCGACAAGAUAAUUAUAAAUGGAUCUUGUAUGAAAUCGAAGACACAUUGUGUUUUAUGGAAUGGUUCAGUGUUAUUGACUGGAAGUUUCAUAAUAAAAAUUAUAUUAUGCUUUAUUUUCA
Messenger RNA from Spodoptera litura, 3222 nucleotides. It is a transcript of the gene bur, whose product is annotated as GMP synthase burgundy. Gene Ontology annotation, cellular component: cytosol. The record is from RefSeq and is a predicted model, not a curated record. Gene Ontology annotation, molecular function: GMP synthase activity; GMP synthase (glutamine-hydrolyzing) activity; ATP binding. Lineage: Eukaryota; Metazoa; Arthropoda; Insecta; Lepidoptera; Noctuidae. Gene Ontology annotation, biological process: GMP biosynthetic process.